Funneliformis geosporum is the source of this 636-nucleotide messenger RNA. Lineage: Eukaryota; Fungi; Glomeromycota; Glomeromycetes; Glomerales; Glomeraceae. The record is from the annotation of a GenBank genome assembly.
AUGGAAUUUCAAAAACUACUAAACAAAUUAAAAGAAUUUAAAAGCGGUGUCGAUUAUAUUUGCGUUUUGCCGAUUGUAAUAAGUGAUAAGUAUGAAAGCACUGAGUGUUAUUCUAUUAUCUCGUCCCAAUUAAAAAAAGAGGCUCGCGGAUUAAUGCUAAAUAGUGAUGUCGAAGAUGUCAUUAGUUCCAAACAGCGUGAGGAAAGUCAGAGAAGAAAAGAGCAAAGGAAACAUGACCGGGAAAAACCAGAGAAGGAUAGAAAAGGAUUCGAGGAGAAAAAGAAAGAAGGAGUAAAAUGUACUGAAUUAUCGGAAACUGAACUAAAAAAAAGAAACUUAAAUGCCUUAAAGAGGAUGAAAAUCGAGCAAGAGCAAAUUAAAUUAGAGGCAUUAAACAGCAAACUUCGAAAUUCCACUAAUUCUGCCGAAAAGACAAAAUUAAAAAUUGAAAUUGAAGAAGCAAAAAACCACAUUAAGGAAUUAGAAAACAAAGAUAAAUCAAAAAAUAAUUCUAGCCAAUCUAAUCACCCCAAAGAAGGAUAUGGAAAAAUUAUUCUGGCCGGAACAGUUAUUUUCCUAGUAAUAAUUUUGACCACUGCCUUAAUAAUUAGAAAAAGGAAAGCAAGAAGUAGUUAA